This is a messenger RNA of Sciurus carolinensis (gray squirrel), 2023 nucleotides long. It is a transcript of the gene Dctn2, whose product is annotated as dynactin subunit 2. Gene Ontology annotation, cellular component: dynactin complex; centrosome; cytoplasm. Gene Ontology annotation, biological process: mitotic spindle organization. Lineage: Eukaryota; Metazoa; Chordata; Mammalia; Rodentia; Sciuridae. The record is from RefSeq and is a predicted model, not a curated record.
UUUUGCUUUACCCUUCUGGUAUGCUAUUCCUGUCGCGAGACUUCCCGCUCCUCCGCCACUCCCUUUGCCGCCGCCUUAGCUGGGGACCCGGACCCAACCUCUCCCCUACCCGAUCACCCGCCCCGGCUCCACCGAGGCUCCGGUCCCCCAGCCCCGCCUCGCCGCCGCCAUGGCGGACCCUAAAUACGCCGAUCUUCCCGGCAUUGCCAGGAACGAACCAGAUGUUUAUGAAACCAGCGACCUACCUGAGGAUGAUCAAGCAGAGUUGAUGCGGUAAGACUAUGAGGAGCUGACGAGCACAAGUGUGGAGCACAUCAUUGUCAAUCCCAAUGCUGCCUAUGACAAGUUCAAGGACAAGAGAGUGGGGACAAAGGGACUUGAUUUCUCAGAUCGCAUUGGAAAAACCAAGAGGACAGGAUAUGAAUCCGGAGAAUAUGAGAUGCUUGGAGAGGGUCUGGGAGUGAAGGAGACACCUCAGCAAAAGUACCAGCGACUACUGCAUGAAGUCCAAGAGCUGACAGCUGAAGUUGAAAAAAUCAAGACAACAGUGAAGGAGUCAGCCACUGAAGAGAAGCUGACCCCAGUGGUGCUGGCUAAACAGCUGGCAUCCCUGAAGCAGCAGCUCGUUGCUUCACACCUGGAGAAGCUGCUGGGACCAGAUGCCACAAUCAACCUCAGACCCGAUGGAGCUCUGGCUAAGCGCCUACUGCUGCAGCUGGAAGCAACAAAGAACAGCAAAGGGAGUUCAGGGGGAAAGACCACCAGUGGGACCCCGGCAGACAACAACCUCGUCACUUACGAACUACAUUCUCGGCCUGAGCAGGACAAAUUCUCUCAAGCUGCCAAACUUGCAGAACUUGAGAAGCGUCUGACAGAGCUGGAAGCAACUGUACGCUGUGAUCAGGAUGCUCAGGUCAGGUGUUCUCCUAUUCUUAGUCUGAGCCUUAGAUCUUGCACCCUGAGCCCUAAGGUCUACAUAACAUUCCACACAAAACCUGGGAAGAUAGGAAAGGGCUUCAGUUACUGGAAUCAACCAGUAGGUUGCCAGCUAGAACCAGGAGAAUGGGAGAAAGAGACUGUAGAGCUGUUGCAGGCAAAGGUGAGCGCCUUGGACCUUGCAGUUUUAGACCAAGUAGAGGCUCGGCUACAGAGUGUCCUGGGGAAGGUGAAUGAGAUUGCCAAGCAUAAAGCCUCUGUGGAGGAUGCAGAUACACAAAGCAAGGUGCACCACCUAUACGAAAUACAGCGCUGGAGCCCCAUUGCUUCCACCCUUCCUGAGCUGGUACAGAGACUUGUUACCAUCAAACAACUGCAUGAGCAAGCAAUGCAGUUUGGUCAGCUCCUGACACAUUUGGACACUACCCAGCAGAUGAUUGCCAGUUCUCUCAAGGACAAUUCCACCCUCUUGACCCAGGUACAGACAACCAUGUGUGAAAACCUGGCCACAGUUGAGGGGAAUUUUGCCAGUAUUGACGAGCGGAUGAAGAAGCUGGGAAAGUGAGCAACCUUUGGGAGGUGGAGAUCAAGGGUUAACCCCUACUCCUCUGAUAUUAACAGCUUACACAGGGUUUCCCUUCAUUAUAACUCUCAAAAUCCCAUCCCAUUUGACACUGGGGCAAGGGUUCUUCUUGCAUGUGGGGUUUAUACCCCUCCCCUGAUCAAUACAGAGUGGUAGCUGGGGGAUAUUAGAUGUGGGCUCCCCUUAGGCCCAGGGGAAGAAGACAUGGGCCCAGCUAUAUGCCAGCUCCUGGCCAAAACUGCUUUGCCUGGUGUGGGGGAGGUUUGGGCCCUGGCCUCCAACACAGCUUUUGUGGCUGACUAUAAUACUGUACAACUGUUUCUGACCAUUAAAUGCUGUUGUACUCUGUGUAGCCUCUGCUAUAUUUCCUGGGGAAGAGGCAGCACUGAGACACAGACAUUCAGAGCACAAUAGGCAAUCUAAGCCACUCUCUACUGAAGACGGAUUUCAGUUGUAACCUGUUCUUACCAAAGAACUAAAUAAAAAUGAGUACAGAGCCAGAGA